Molecule: messenger RNA, 1992 nt
Organism: Recurvomyces mirabilis
Lineage: Eukaryota; Fungi; Ascomycota; Dothideomycetes; Mycosphaerellales; Teratosphaeriaceae
Exons: 2
Coding region: 1-1992 (663 amino acids)
Source: RefSeq, a predicted model, not a curated record
AUGGCAUACAACGGCGUUUUCAUCCCCUCCGUUGCGCGCCAUAUCGCCAAACAGCAAACCUGUUUUGAGCAGGCAGCGCGAUCACUCCGCAUGUGGGCGACCAGAGACGCCACUCAAGGUCCGCAAGACUCGAGAGAACCUCAGGGCAAACGCUGGCUAUCCAGAUAUACCACCACCAGUGACUCCAAUAGCAUGCCAGAGAUGUCGAGAGCAUCGCUCAUCCCGCACGGGGAAAAUUGCCAACAAGGUACAUCUACUUCUAUAGAGCUAUCGCACGCUGCCUUACGUCCUCUGCUCAAAGCCGAGAGACACAAGUCCGUAAGCCAGCGUAUGCUCUCGAAAGUCAAACAGGGUAUCAACAAUCGAUCAAAAGCUUCCUUAUCAGUACGUGCGGUUGAGGCCGAGCCCAGUCUGAUUCGGCGGCUAUCUGCUCGACGCAAGCAUAGUAGUGACAAUGAACGGCGUGCUCAAAGCUUCGAAAUUAGCAGAGAUAGCGUGCGCAGCAUAGAUGAGUGCGACUUUGAAGGGCUGUCAAGGGAAGCCUCAAUGGCUGGCCGCUCAUUGAGUGAUUACACACUUGCGACCAGCGAGCUCAUGGUCGACUGUCCAUCUACACCAACACAACACCACAACCACAACCCCCUGGCCCAAACACCGUACACUUCCGAUACAUCUUCACCUCAACAUGUCUUCGCUGAGGCAUCGGAACAGACACCGCGGCCAAUGUCUAGCAAACUGCCCAUGACAGCAAAGACAAGGAUUAUCGUUCCUUCAGUCAGCGUAGCUAUCACUCUCGAACAAGCGACGGUCGACUGCAACUUGCGAGCUGAUGUCUGGGUUGCCAUCGAGGCUUCUGUUCAGGCAUUCAAUGACUCUUCUUCUGUCAGCGGUAGUGGAGUGCACUCGAAGAUCCCGCAUAACGAUUUGAAUGUUUCAGAUUCUGUCGCCGGACGCAUAAGCAGCCUGAGGCUCUGUUACAAGCCUGUCCAAGGAUGUACCAUACUCGACGUCAUCGGCCACAAAAGUAUGAAGGAUCUCAAGAUUGGACAGAAGUGCAGCUUGUUUGUCAAAGUGCGGGUAUACGAGGCUGUACCUCGCGAGUCGCCGAUGGAUCACGAUGAUCAGAACUCUCUAUUUACCGAGCUGGAAAGUCUAGUAGGCACUUUGACUACGGAUUUGCUGCAUGUGGAGGUACGAUACAGAACGUCGCUGCUACCCUACGACAAUGUAGUGACUGUGAAAUCGGUUGCCAAAGUGGCCAGACCGCAAACAGAAUCACGAUGGAGUGUUAUUGAAACCUACAGCGAUAUCGAGAUGUCGGAGCAGACGCACACCAAGCUAGCGAUAUACAUCGCCGACACAUACCCAGCCGAGCGAGCUCUUGAGUAUCUUGAUCGCCAUCUCGCGAAUGAGCUCGAGCGCGAGGAGCCACUUCAACAGAUGCGACGGUUAAUCGCUGCGGAAAUUAAUGAGAAUGGCACUGGCCACAACGAAGUAGUCGUUGAAAUAUGUCCAAUGGUGGUUGUGACCGCUGAUGAGUCGAAGUCGAGUAUGAGCGAGCGCCCGGCAACUGCUUUGUCGUCAGGCUCUCAUGGCUCUGGGCGCAAAGGACAUAGCCGCUAUAGCAACACCGGAAGUGACUCACGAACAGUGUCGAGCUCGGCCAUGCCGUCACCAUUGCUGCAUGUCCAUCCUCCAUUACAGACGUCGCAGUCCCCAAUUCUUAUGACAGCUACAAGGAUUGACUCGCCAUCACCCAAAAACGACGAUGCACGGCGCGUCUGGCACCACAUCCGACGUUCAUCUCGAUCCACGAACCUGCUCGCGAGCAAAGGCGAAGACCAAAUCGAGGACUUGGAAGCUAGCGACGAACGACUGAAAUCAUUGAGAGAUAAGGCACUGGCGAACAAACGAUCUAUUGGUGCCGAGACGCUGAAGGGAUGGAAAUGGGAUGGUGAAGUGAUGAAGCUGGGAGAAGCGCCAUGGCUCUAG